AUGCACAGCCUGGCGACCGCCGCGCCUGUGCCUACAGCAUUGGCCCAGGUGGAUAGAGAGAAGAUCUAUCAGUGGAUCAAUGAGCUGUCCAGUCCGGAGACGAGGGAAAAUGCUCUCCUGGAGCUCAGUAAAAAGCGCGAAUCUGUUCCUGACCUUGCCCCCAUGUUGUGGCACUCUUUUGGUACUAUUGCAGCUCUCUUUCAGGAAAUUGUAAAUAUUUACCCAUCUAUCAAUCCACCUACCUUGACUGCACAUCAAUCUAACAGAGUUUGCAAUGCUUUGGCACUACUGCAAUGUGUGGCAUCACACCCAGAAACGAGGUCAGCAUUUCUUGCAGCCCAUAUCCCCCUCUUCUUGUAUCCCUUUUUGCACACGGUCAGCAAGACUCGUCCCUUUGAAUAUCUUCGUCUCACCAGCCUUGGAGUUAUUGGGGCCCUGGUCAAAACAGAUGAACAAGAAGUAAUCAACUUCUUAUUGACGACAGAAAUUAUCCCUUUAUGUUUGCGCAUUAUGGAAUCUGGAAGUGAACUUUCCAAAACGGUCGCCACAUUCAUCCUUCAGAAGAUUCUCCUGGAUGACACUGGAUUGGCCUAUAUAUGUCAGACAUAUGAACGCUUCUCCCAUGUCGCCAUGAUCUUGGGUAAGAUGGUCCUGCAGCUGUCCAAGGAACCUUCUGCCCGUCUGCUGAAGCAUGUGGUCAGAUGUUACCUUCGCCUUUCAGAUAACCCCAGGGCUCGUGAAGCACUCAGGCAGUGCUUGCCUGACCAGCUGAAAGAUACCACCUGCCAGGUGCUCAAAGAUGACACCACCACAAAGCGCUGGCUCGCACAGCUGGUGAAAAACCCAGAAGGCCAGGUCACCGACCCCCGAGGCAUCCCCCUGCCCCCUCAGUGA
Messenger RNA from Dromiciops gliroides (monito del monte), 894 nucleotides. RefSeq names its product CCR4-NOT transcription complex subunit 9-like. The record is from RefSeq and is a predicted model, not a curated record. Lineage: Eukaryota; Metazoa; Chordata; Mammalia; Microbiotheria; Microbiotheriidae. Gene Ontology annotation, cellular component: P-body; CCR4-NOT complex; CCR4-NOT core complex. Gene Ontology annotation, biological process: mRNA catabolic process; negative regulation of translation.